AUGCAUCCAGUUUUCGGAUACCAAGCAUAUGCGGGUAGCGUGCUAUAUGCAAGAAGCGGUGCCGUAUGCAAAGAGCGGUGCAAGCUGAAGGCGGCACAAUGGCAGAUGCCGUCCAGAAUCAAGCUAUAUAUAUCGACUUACUCUCUGGAAUCCGUCCAAAUCCACAUACCUGCCUUCUCACCACAAGCCAGCCAAAAUGCCCUUCCAACCCUCGAGGCCGCACGCGCAAAGUUCAAAUCUAUCAACGGUGAUGAGCUUGUAAAUAAUGUUUUUCGGCCAUUUUUUGUUGAUGGUGGAAUGGAGAAGAGACUUGGCCUGGCUAUCCUCCAUCGCCAUUUUGAUUUGAAUGUCGAUGAGAGGCUUGUCGACUAUAAUGGGACCUCUCUUCCUUGGCCUACGGCUCACACCCAGGAGAUAGAGGAGCCCUAUGCUUCUAUCUGGUCAAAGGCCGCCGACGGCACGUUCCGGCCUACCGAGUAUCGUUACUCACAGAAUCCUGAGGCGGCGGCAAUCGGCCCAGCAGAACUCAAUUUUAUGGAAGAGUUCGAUAAGCUCCUUCAACAGCACGGCGCAUCGGACCUCUUCGGCCUUUGUCUCUACCCAGGAGACGACUUCGAAGGUUCCUGUGAGAUCACCGUGGGUAGAGCCAACAUCAAUUUGAAACCGGCAGAU
Molecule: messenger RNA, 672 nt
Organism: Trichophyton verrucosum HKI 0517
Lineage: Eukaryota; Fungi; Ascomycota; Eurotiomycetes; Onygenales; Arthrodermataceae
Exons: 2
Source: RefSeq, a predicted model, not a curated record